AUGAACCACCAUCUCCCUGCGAUGCCCCACGGGCAGCCAUCCAUGCCUCCUUCCCGACGCCAACAGGAUUUCAGCUACAAUCCAAUCCCUCCCAACAUGCGCUCUCCUCAAUACAUGGGGUAUCCACCCAUGAAUGGCCACAUGCCUCCAAUUUAUUCACCCCAGCAAUACCCUCACUGGUACCCGCCCUAUGGACAUAUGCAACCACCUCAACGGGCGUACCACCCGCAGUAUGGACCGAUGAUUGUAUCUUCCUACCCUCACUCGCAACCUGUUAUGGCACCGACGCAUCUCCCGCACCAUCCGAUGCAUAUGCAACAAAGAACUCCAACUCCUCAUCAGCAGCCGAUCAUGACUCCGCCCAUCCUGCAUCCAUCGAUGCCGCCCAUGCAACCCGACCUGCAGGAAAAUUCCGUUGCUCUAUCUCACUCGACUCCGCCACCGCGAUGGGAGGAAAAGACAAACUUACCACCGAAACCUGCUUUCACCCCACCUGUAUGUUUUGGCUCCUUGAUUUAUCCCAUGUACGCUGUCCUGGACGGUUUUCUGACCAAUCAAAAGCUCCCUUGGCUCUCCGUUCCAGAACAAUCCUUCCCGGCCAGAAUCCCACGCAAGCGUCGCAAGGGCCGUGUGAUGCAGUCGUCGGUCGAGCUGCCUUCCAAGGACCCACCCCAGACCAUGGAAGAAACCCCCAAUGAGAAACCUAAACCUUCAAAUGAGUCUAUUCAAGAGGAGUCCGAACCUCAAACCCCGACUACAUUCCAACAGUCGGAUACCGACUCCACUCAACCCACUACUCCUUCAUCAGUAGCAAGAUCACAGGCACACUCGAAAACAUCAAAGCAAGCACCUACUCCUGUCUUCCCAGCGGUGCCAAACGUCGCAGCCACUCCUCGCAAACACGCCAGAGAUAGCAGCAGCGUCGCAUCCGGAACGCCUAAGUCGACAGCAGCUGCAACCCCUGCCCAAGCAGUGGAACCGGAUACUGCUGUUCACGCUGAAGUUAAGCCAAGCUCGCCUAUCACUACUGUACCCAAGUCUUGGGCAGAUCUUGUUCGUUCAAAGGCAUCGGCAAAGGCAGCGAGCGCUGCCGCAGCUUCGGCCGAAUCAACUGGAAUGCCUGCACAGAAGAAUGAAAACCUCGCUGAUGUUCUGAGUGGCCUCGGAGAAGAUGUCACCCAAUACAGUGACAAGAUCGCAUUCCUUGAACCUCGCGGCCUUGUCAACACCGGAAACAUGUGCUACAUGAACUCUGUUUUGCAGAUUCUUGUUUCCUGUACCCCAUUCUAUCAGUUCCUUGACCACCUCGGCCGACGUGCCGCGCACAGUUUCCACAGUGAUCUUCCUUUGAUCGAUGCAAUGAUUAUGUUUAUGAAAGAAUUCCGUGUUAUUGAUGCCGCCACUUCUGAAGAUCAACUUCGUCUCAGAUUGAAAGCCAACGAGUUGGAGCAAUACGGCGACGCUUUUGCACCUGAAUUUGUUUACGACAUGGUUCGCCAGCUGCCACGCUUCCGGGACAUGCGACGCGGACACCAGCAGGAUGCUCAGGAGUUCUUGGGUUUCCUUCUCGAAGAGAUGCACGAGGAGUGCGCUCGUGCUGAGGAACACACCUCGAAGAAGCAGGCGGGCGACGAUUCUGUCGUCGAUGGAUGGUUGGAAGUUGGUCACAAGCAGAAAGCAGCGGUCACUCAGCUGUCUGGUGCCAUGUCCAGCGAGUCGCCAGUGACUAGAAUCUUUGGUGGCAAGCUUCGCUCAGAAUUCAAAGUGCCUGGUAACAAGACUUCGGUCACGUUGGAGCCUUAUCAGCCUUUGCAGCUCGACAUUGGGUCGCAUGAUGUCCACAACAUUCUUGAUGCGCUCAAAGGAUUGACCAAGCCGGAAAGCAUCCAGGGUGAUUUCAAUUCGUCGCGUGGUUCUAACGUGACUGCUACCAAGCAAAUCUUCAUCGAAACACUUCCUCCUGUCCUGAUUCUCCACCUGAAGCGUUUCCACUACGACAGUCACACUGGAGCUACCCAGAAGAUUUGGAAGAAAGUUGGAUACCCCCUUGAGUUGGAUCUCCCACGGGAAGUCUUCCCUCUUCAUCAACGCAACGCUUUUGCGACCAACGGAGGCCCACCCAAGUACCGCCUCAUGGGUGUUAUCUAUCACCACGGAAAGAAUGCCAGCGGUGGUCACUACACGGUCGACGUUCGCCGCCAAGAAGGUCUGGAAUGGAUCCGCAUGGAUGACACCGUUAUCCGUCGCGUUCGCAGCGAGGACGUGGCUGAAGCUGGUGGUGAAGAAGACCCCAAGAUUCUUGCUGCCGCUCUCGAGCAACAAAAGAACAGCAAGACGCCCAAUGGAAACAUCUUCGAUCACAUCGACCAGGAUGAUAUGGAUUCGGCUGAUAACGACAAGGGCUGGAGCCAGGUCAACGGCAAUGGUGUCAAUGGACACGCCAGCAAGAAAUCCGUGAACGUGAAUGGUGCUACAUCCUCUCCGGCCGCUUCAUCUGGAGUGCGGACUCCACUUGGCCGUUACGGAUCUCGCGACAAUAAGGUCGCCUACCUUCUGUUUUACCAGCGCAUGGAUUGA
Messenger RNA from Penicillium soppii, 2577 nucleotides. Its product is annotated as mRNA-binding ubiquitin-specific protease UBP3. Lineage: Eukaryota; Fungi; Ascomycota; Eurotiomycetes; Eurotiales; Aspergillaceae. The transcript has a single exon. Bases 1 to 2577 code for a protein of 858 amino acids. Gene Ontology annotation, biological process: protein deubiquitination. The record is from RefSeq and is a predicted model, not a curated record. Gene Ontology annotation, molecular function: cysteine-type endopeptidase activity; cysteine-type deubiquitinase activity. Gene Ontology annotation, cellular component: nucleus; cytosol.